GUAGAGAACUCUACUGUAGCCACAAGUCCAGUGAGCAAAUCCACAAGGCAGACAGCAACUCAAAGCAUUUGCCUUCAGGGCAGACGUAAAGUGAAAUUUAACUGAGCUACCGGAUAGCUAACCACUGGAUCACUGCAUCAAUCUGAAAGGGGUUAGAGGGUCAGGCAUCAUGUUGGACACAGAGGGCCAGUGGUCCAAGGCGUUGGCCAACAACAACAUCAGGGCCAUCAUCUGCUGGCUGCGAAACCUUACAACCGGAGGUGAUGGUGAUAUAGAUGAAAGCUUAGCUACUUUCAGCUGCUGGGUGCAGAGAACAUCUGAGUUUGCUAAAAAGGAGUUGUUAACCCUUUGUUUCAGCCGCUGCCAGGGCCUGUGGAUGUGUCUGGACCAGAGCUCCUUCACCAGAGUUCACCUGCUGCUCCAGAGGCUGAGGAACCUGCUCACCUUGGCCCAGUGGGGCAGGAGGCAGCUCAGCUCAGCCCACCUCUGGCAUGGUGUGGGGGUCCCAUGUGUGCUGUGCAGGGAGACAUGUGGGUGCUCAGAAGCCAGAUGUAGGUGCUGGAAUCGAGAACACAGAGCUUUGAAGCAACACAUCUGGCUGGGCCAGCUGGUGCAGUGGCUUGGCAUCACUGGGCUUCUGCCCAAAUACCCUGAAGCCCAUGAGUUGAAGCGUAUCUCUCAGAUGUGGAGAGAAAUGGAUCACAGUCACCGCAAGGCUUGUCUACAAACACCUGGAUGGGAGGAAGGAGGAAUGGAGAACUGGAGCUCUUUCAUACAGGGUAUGGUGGCUCAGGUGGACAAACAGCACGGAUGUAUUUGGACUUCUGAAGACUACACAGACCAGCACUAUCCUCCUCCUAACUUGCAAGCCCUGCUAAAGCUUGUUCUAGUGCCUCAUAUUGACAACAUGUCUGUCCAGGCUAUUCUCAUGUACUUCAUCCUGGACAUGGCUAAUUUCCUGCAGUGCAAAGAUGACCUCCUGCAGUCUUUCUGCCAUGCAUUUACAAUUCCUUCCAGCUUCUCCCAACAAAUCAGGGCUUUCUGGAUGCUUGACCAUGGCCAUGUCAAGGCCUCCAUGGAACUGUUGCUGAGCCCCAGGGCUGCACCACCCUGGCUUUCCUGGCAGCACCGUUGUAUCCUUCACUGCCUACUGAGCAGGAGGCAGCAUCGCAUGGCAUUAAGGUACCUCCUCUGGACCAGACCUGCCAUGGAGAGACUUCAGGAUGUCAAGCUCUGUGCAGAUGUUCUACUUCAGAAUGGUUGUGUCUAUGAGGCCUGGGCCAUGCUGAGGAAAGGACACACAGAAAGGGAUGACAAAGUCAAGUACUUCCUCCAGACUUGUAAGGAACUUGGUCUGUGUGAAGAAGCUUUAAUGUGCAUCCCAGAGGGAUACAAUGAUGAAGAUGAGAACACUAAUGAUGCUUACAAUGGGACUGAGAGUGUUCUACAACCUAGAGGGUCACAGCUGUCAGUGAAAAAGAGAGCAGGAGGUCCACCGUGUCCAUUGUCUGCCCAGCUGUAUCAGGCUCAGAGGAUGAACACAGUGUCCUCAAAGGAACUGGUCAAACUAUUCAGGAAGGCUGUGACGGAACUGAGGAAACCACAGCCGAGAAUAAGUGAGGUGGUGUGGCCGGAGCACCGAGAGAGAAAGUGCAGCAGCAAGGAGCUGUAUCUAUCAACCCAGGCUCUGCGUCAUCUUGUUCCCAGCCCCUCCCCUGUGGAUAUUGCUGUCAGAACAGAGCAAAUAGGACAUGAAGAUAAACCAGAGGAAAAGCCUGCCAUUUAUAAUCAGCAAAAUGCAGCAUGGGCGCACAUUUCAUCCUUUAAGUCCCAAUCUAUGGAUGAUCUGAGCUCCAACUCUUUCUCCUCCUUCACCUCGGCCUCGUCCUUGCCUCUGCUGAGACAGGACCAUCCUUAUGUGUAUGAGAGCACCCUGACCCUGCAGAGGAUCUCAGCUCUCCUCACUGAUGGAGAGAACGAGAGCAGGGAGGAGGAGAGCAGAGCCGCCUCGGACUCAGAUGCCUCACCAGAGUGUCCUGACCUGACAGCGACACUAGAUGGCACCACAGACCUCGUUUCCCUCAACAGCUCCAGCAAGGACAGCAUGGAAGAGUUGGUGCUUUCUGUAGAGUGGGGAGAGGAGGAAGAAGACUUUCUCACUGUCGAUACAGUUUCAGGGCCUUCCAUGGAGGAAGACCUUCCUUUUGACAAGAGUAAUGAAGAUACCCAGUCUGCGCCAUGCCUCUUUGAGCCCCAAGUGAAGAGUCACAGUUUCCUCUCACCUGUCUCUGAGAAAACGGAUUACUGUAAAGAAGUGUCUGAGCAGAUCUUUGACAGACCCCCAGAUGUCACUGAUCUGGGGUGCACUGUGCUGUCAGGAAACCAAGAGGUCCAAUCACAUCGUGUCCCUCCCCAGAUCUUCUCAUUUGGUGAGGCAGCUGCAUCCUGCUGUUUAAUGGAACUGGAAUCUCUUCAGAAUGCAUGUGAGUUUCUCCAGCUUGAGGAGGCAGUGGAAUUGUUCUGUCAAGACUCCCAGGAGGUGGUGGGCCAGCCAGACAUGCUGACUUCCUGUGUCCUGUCUGAGAGCACCCAGGACCUGCUGGCUGAGCUUCAUCACAGCCCUCUUUUAGAGGAACCUAUUGCCAGUGGCUCAGAGGCAUUGGUGGAGGUGGGCGAGCAGGGCAGCAAAACAUCCUCCCUCCUCUUCUCGACAUGCCACUCCCUUUGCCCCACACAGUUUCAGAUUCCUGGUGGCUUUCUAUCCACGGCGACCAGCCCAACCCUCAACGCUCAGAUUAGCCCCUUUCCCGCUGAUGCCACUUGCAAGAGAUCACCUAAGGCUUCUCUGGAAAAGGAGGUGGCCUACUUCCACAGCACCUCAGACAGGCGGGGCAGCUGGUGGAAACAGGGUCUGGAAACUCCAGCUACUUCUGGCCUUCUGCCUGAGAGACAGCAUGUGCCAGAGAUCACAUCAGAAAGGAGGGCUUCUCUUGCACUCAGUCGGUCAUGUUCCCACAGUCUAGUCAACUUCAUGGACUUGGCGGCCAAACAGAAAGGCGACAAGAGAGAGGGCAAACAGGCAGACAAAGAGGAGCCGGCAGGUUGCAGGAGUCCUGGGAGGGCCUCACACCAAUGGGCAGAGCAGGGUGUCACAGGCCAUCGAAGAGCACGGCCCAGGAAAGGCAAACGAGUGAAGUCAGCAUGAAGCUUCAUCUCUGACACAGAGGACAACCCACAAAGGACAACAGCGGAUAGCAGAGGACAGCAAUUUGCUUAAUGAAUUCAUUUUUUCUAUCACAGAUAAUCACAGAUAAGAGACAAUACAAUUUCCCUAUAAUUCAGAGAUACAUUUUGCAGAGUAGGGGUUUUCUAAAUGACUGGGCCAUAUUAAUAUUAAGCUAAAGUGGCACUGUAAGGAUUAAUGUCUCUGAAAAUGAGCUGAUCAAAGCACAGCCAUGACGAUGAUGGCAAGGUCCAUCUCUUCUUCUUCAACAGAUUGGUCAGAUUGCUCUGACGGCUGCUGCUGCUGACUCCAUACAACAUCUCCCACCCAGUGCUGCUGUCUUACCACACCUUUUUUUUUUUUUUUUUUUUUAACUGUGAUACCGUAUGUCUCAGAAACAUUCACUCAAUUAUGAAUCUCUCAGCAAUUAUUGAUAAGAUGUAAAUUAUUAAAUAUUUUGCAAAUUAAGACUAGAGUAUGCAUAGAUAAUUCUGGGUUACAUUAUGUAUUUUCUUAAUGCACUGGUCAACAUAGUGGGGGAUACAAGGUUGUUUUAUUUAAAGCAUAAAUAUUCUUAGCAGUGCACUGCUCUCUAAAUACAGUGGUGGUGUCCUUGAAAAAUCAGCUUGCAGCUCAGAUUCUUCACUGGCUUUCUCCUUUUGAAAGGGGAUGUUUGCCUUGCUGCCAUUCAGCCUCAUGAAAAAUGGAUGACCUCCUGAUGCUUUCUGCUGCCCACUGCUCCCUGUAUUUGCACAGAGCCCUGGGAUUGCAUUUGGGUUAGCAUCCUUCCUCCCUCCCUCCUUUCCUGACUCGUUUUGGGGGUGAAUAACUUAACACAUAUUUCAGCUUGACACACUUCUGCUCUGGGUCUCCCCUGGGUCCCCUGUCCACGAACCCACACAUGCUGUAUUAUUUAAAAGUGAGGUCUGGAGUGUGUGUGUGUGUAUGGGUGUGUGUGUGUGUGCGCGCGCAUGCCUGCGUGCAUGUACUCUCCUAUGUGUGUACGGGGAAUACCUUUAUGGAGUUGUUAGGCCUGGGAUACAAUAUGAUGCUUGAGGUUGCCCAGUCACUGAGAGAGUGGUCCAUAUUAUUUAGACUUCUUGCAGCUGUAUGCCACUGAUGUUUCUCUUAAAAAAUAGAGUGCUGUUGCACAUACAGAAGGACAAUCUCACUUUUAUCUCACCAUACAAUGUAUCAUUAUGGACGGGUCGGGAUUGCAGAGUGAUUUAUUAUAGGAAAUACUAAUCUGGACAAUCUAUCAUAGACACAAUAACAAAGAUGCUCCACUGCAAAAAUAUCCAAGGAACAUAAAACAUAGCAAACAAUAUCUAAUGAUGCCAAAAAGCAAAAAAGCUCACCUCCCGUGGAGCGAAAUCAAUUUUCUGACCACACACAUACAAUAACUCAAGCUAAUCUGAGAACUGAUACCAUCUUGGAAAUCAGACUGCUGUGGUGCAGCAAAGCGACACAUAAAUCAUGUGCCUCGGACUGAGGAGGCUAAAAUAAUGCAAUACUAUGAUGGAUACAAAUAGCUGUUUUAUGUCUGGAAACCAGUCACAUAAGUACUUGUCUUUGUGUUGCACAAGAAAUUUCUCAGGAAACGGCAGGGCAAUUAAUACUUGCUAAUGCAAAAAACGUCUCAAAGCAUGACCCUUAUUUUGUCCUGUAUAAUGCUGCCCAUAUUGCUGUCUCACCUUUCUCCUCAGCAUCACACAAUAAACACCCUUAACCUUUC
Myripristis murdjan (pinecone soldierfish) is the source of this 4958-nucleotide messenger RNA. RefSeq lists its product as uncharacterized. The record is from RefSeq and is a predicted model, not a curated record. The transcript is spliced from 20 exons. The coding region runs from base 170 to 3205 and encodes 1011 amino acids. NCBI's taxonomy places the organism in Eukaryota, Metazoa, Chordata, Actinopteri, Holocentriformes, Holocentridae.